Messenger RNA from Aaosphaeria arxii CBS 175.79, 1306 nucleotides. Its product is annotated as late sexual development protein. NCBI's taxonomy places the organism in Eukaryota, Fungi, Ascomycota, Dothideomycetes, Pleosporales. The coding region runs from base 79 to 1131 and encodes 350 amino acids. The transcript has a single exon. The record is from RefSeq and is a predicted model, not a curated record.
GUUAUCUUGACUUCUUAUCAUUACAUCGAGAUCUUCUCUUUACCAUUAAUCCUUUUCGUCGUACUUAACCCAUCCAAGAUGCGUUCAUUCCUCUCGUUUGCUGCCUUCGCGGCCUUCGUCUCUGCCUACCCUACGGCAGAAAGUGACAGUGUCUUCCCUCUACCAGACGGGUUCCCCAACCCAAGCGAUGAGCAACUUCUCAGUAUCGAGAAGGCAGCCUUCGGUACUUUGCCCAACGGUCCCCCACCCAGCCAGAUCAGCAACGAGGGUAUCACCAACCUGAAGCUCAUUGCCUUCAACGAGUUGUUCGAGGUUGAUUUCUUCACUCAGCUCAUUUCCAACAUUACCAACAAAGUCUCCGGCUACGACCUUGGGGACGGUCAGGACUACAUCCUCUCUUCCCUACAGGCCAUUGUUGCGCAAGAGGAACUACAUGCAUUGAGCGCCAACGGACCCCUCAAGGCCUUUGGCUUCGAAGAAAUUCAGCCUUGCAAGUACACCUUCCCAGUCGAUAGCUUCAGCUCUGCGAUCGCACUCGCGGGAACUUUCACCGAUGUCGUCCUUGGAACGCUACAAGAUGUCGACCAAAUCUUUGCACAGAACGGUGACAUUGGUCUUGUGCGCGUCAUUGCCUCGGUCAUUGGCAACGAAGGAGAGCAGGAAGGCUUCUUCCGCCUCACUCAAGGCAAACGCCCCAGCUCGCAGCCCUUCCUUACCACAUCAGUCCGCGACUUCGCCUUCACAGCCAUCCAGUCCUUCGUCGUUCCUGGAAGUUGCCCCAAUAUCGAUACCAUCCCCCUCAAGACCUUCAAACCCCUCAACGUCUUGACAUCGGACAUCUCCGCCGAAACUAAGGAAAUCCAGUUCUCGAUCAACAUCAGCGGAAUCGAGGACUGGAGCUCUCUCAGCCUUGUCUAUAUCAACCAGCAGAACGUCCCCAUCGUCGAGCCGCUCAGCAACACAUCGGUCGAGGGUGAGACUCUCACUUUCACUGCUCCAUUCCCAUAUGAGGAGAAUCUGCUCACUGGCCUCACGAUCGCUGCUGUGACCCAGGGCUCGGGACCGUUUGCCGAUGCCGAUGCAGUUGCACAGGCUGCUCUCUUUGGACCCGGAUUGAUUGAGGGCCCAUAAACCCUCUAUAUAUAUUUUCAUUCUAGCCUCAGAUCUGUUGCACCAGCCAUCAAGAUCACUGCAUAGAAGCCCCAUAAUUUUGCAUUCGAGCCUGCGAUAUAUUGCAUCAUCCAUCAAGAUCAUAGCAUAGAAGCCCGACUUUGCAAUCUGAUUUGUCGUUUAAUGCAUAGGGGGU